CACACCAGAGACUGGGCCGAGGGGGCGAGAGCCACACUAUGAGGAGGGAGAGGAGAGGAAACAUAGCAUAGCGAGGCACAAAGUUAGGAAGAACAGCUUCAGAUCCAACAACCAUCACCUGUCUGACAACGAAUAAUAAAGAAUUGAGGAUAUCUAUUUUUUCUAUAGACAAAAACUGGACCAACUAUAGGCCUCUGUGGAUUUUAGAAUGGAAACUGAAUCGGACAUUCAGACAAAUUAAAUGGAUGAUGAUGUUAUUUGCAACUACCAGAAUUGGAUUGAAUAAGCCAAGUGGAAUCAAAAUAAUAGUUCCUCUCCCUCUGACAUUUAUAUAAACCUAGCUAACCUCCACACCACCACCAUUUCAGAAGUCUCAACUAAAAAGUAUGGAUUUCUCUAGCUCCCUGCCUCCCUCACCUUCUCCAUUAUACACCUCCCCCUUCAUCCCCAACUCCUCCUUCCCCUCCGCCUCUCCAUACAUCUCUCCUUCCCCCAGCCUGGCCUCAACCGCUCUCUUCUGCUCCCUCCUGUCCCUCCUGGCUCUCCUGGGCAUUGGGGGGAACCUCUACACCAUGGGUCUCCUCAUCAGACGCAGGAGAGGCAGAAGGAGGCGAGGGUGUUCUAGCUGCUGUUUAGGAGGGAGAGGAGUACCGUUACCAUCCUGCCUCUCCUCCUCUCCCCCCUCCCUCUCCCCUUCCUCCUCUCCCACCUCCUCUUCCUCCACCUCCCUCCAUCUCCAGGUGCUGAGUUUAGCUCUGGCGGACCUCCUCUACCUCUUCACGGCUCCCUUCAUUGUGUACGACAGCCUGGCAGCUGACUGGGCGUUUGGGGAGCUGGGCUGUCGCCUCCUCUUCAGCCUGGACCUGAUCACCCUGCACGCCUCCAUCUACACCCUCACCGCCAUGAGUCUGGACCGCUAUCGGGCUGUGGCCAACCCCCUGGCCACCUCGUCCUCCCCCUCCUCUGGGUUGCUCCGUGUGGCCCUGGCCUGGGGCCUGGCGGUGGCCCUCAGCCUGCCCAUGAUGAUCACCCUCCACCUGGAGGACGGAGACGACGGACAGCUGUGUGUCCCUGCCUGGGACGAGCAGAGCUCCAAAGUGUAUAUGAGCGUGCUGUUCUGUACCAGUAUGAUAGGGCCGGGGCUGGCCAUCGGGGCGCUGUAUGCUACUCUGGGCCGUCUCUACUGGGUGUCCCAGACCCAGCCCUGGGCCAGUGGUAGUGGGGGUAGCACGUCCUACCCUCCGCGGGCCCCUAGGCCCAAGGUCCUGCUCCUCAUCCUGGGGAUAGUUCUGGCCUUCUGGGCCUGUUUCUUGCCCUUCUGGGUGUGGCAGCUGCUGCCGCUAUACCGGCCCGACAUGCUGCGGACAGUACCGGUGGGUACCCAGGUGACGGUGAACCGGAUCCUAACAGGGCUGACGUACGGGAACUCUUGUGUGAACCCAUUCUUCUACACGCUGCUCACAGGGGGGAAACGACGGAGGAACAGGCAGACACCGACGUCAGCGAAUCAGCUCUGCCGCAAGAGCAGUCCGCAGUAGUGUUCGUGACAGCACAGACAGUCCGGUAUAAUAGACUGCUCUGGGGGCUGGUGGGGGGCUGCUUACAAACUGUCCGAUUCAAACACCCCCGUCUCCCCCUGAAAUAUCAAAGGGCAUUUCACUGUGUGAUUGUUACUUCAUAAGGACUAUAUUAAAGACAGCACUUUGUAUGCAUGGAUGUGACUGGACCAUACUUCCUAUUUGGAGAUUAAAAAUGUGACGGGCUGAGCGAAAAUACCAAAGCUUCAAAAGUUGAGAAAUAUCUCAUUGAUUGUAUGAAUUCACAAAAAUACAUCCACAUACGGGCCAUGAGUGGAGUAUGACAACAGGGAAGCAGCGUUUGUGUGUACGGGCCAUGAGUGGAGUAUGACAACAGGGAAGCAGCGUUUGUGUGUACGGGCCAUGAGUGGAGUAUGACAACAGGGAAGCAGCGUUUGUGUGUACGGGCCAUGAGUGGAGUAUGACAACAGGGAAGCAGCGUUUGUGUGUACGGGCCAUGAGUGGAGUAUGACAACAGGGAAGCAGCGUUUGUGUGUACGGGCCAUGAGUGGAGUAUGACAACAGGGAAGCAGCGUUUGUGUGUACGGGCCAUGAGUGGAGUAUGACAACAGGGAAGCAGCGUUUGUGUGUACGGGCCAUGAGUGGAGUAUGACAACAGGGAAGCAGCGUUUGUGUGUACGGGCCAUGAGUGGAGUAUGACAACAGGGAAGCAGCGUUUGUGUGUACGGGCCAUGAGUGGAGUAUGACAACAGGGAAGCAGCGUUUGUGUGUUCUGUUAUCAUUUAGGGGGCUUUAGUGGAACUGUGCAUUUACAGUAAAAUGACAACGCACUUCUAUCAGUCUGGAAGGCCAGAAAAGGUUUUGCUUUUGAACAGCAACUGAUUGUCACUGGCCAUGACAUAUUUGGAGAUGUUUCUUUAAAAAGUUGUUUAUUGACACAGAGACUGAUGUUUGAGGGGUUAGAGAGGACCUCGUGUCACAGACCCUUAACGUUUGAUAUGCACCCUUAAAGUCAGACCUUUUUUUAUUAGCAAUACCUGCAUGUUGGGUUUGGACUUUUAUUUUGUAACGAACUCUGCAAUGCUUUGCAUGGUGAUGAUGAUGCCUGUAUUUAUAUCCAGUUUGGUGUGUAUAAUAUGAUAUAAUAUAUCAAAUAAAA
Molecule: messenger RNA, 2697 nt
Organism: Oncorhynchus mykiss (rainbow trout)
Lineage: Eukaryota; Metazoa; Chordata; Actinopteri; Salmoniformes; Salmonidae
Product: urotensin-2 receptor
Biological process (GO): neuropeptide signaling pathway; blood vessel diameter maintenance; regulation of blood pressure
Cellular component (GO): plasma membrane
Molecular function (GO): urotensin II receptor activity
Source: RefSeq, a predicted model, not a curated record